This is a messenger RNA of Olea europaea var. sylvestris, 583 nucleotides long. RefSeq lists its product as uncharacterized. NCBI's taxonomy places the organism in Eukaryota, Viridiplantae, Streptophyta, Magnoliopsida, Lamiales, Oleaceae. The coding region runs from base 119 to 571 and encodes 150 amino acids. The record is from RefSeq and is a predicted model, not a curated record. The transcript is spliced from 2 exons.
GAAAUCAAAAUAUUUAUUGUGGCUGCUGUCUUUCCCCUUACAUUUUAACUGUGUCAGAUAUUUUGUCUGAAACUGCCACCUCAGUCACCUAUAUCACAAAAUUCACUCUCCUGUCUCCAUGAAGCCCAUAUUUUCUGGCAACAUGAAUCUCUCCAAAACCUUAACCAGAGGGCCAACUGUAUUAUUUCUUAAAAAAGCACCAGAAUUGAUUGCGAAUCCCACAUGGGUCCGUCAAUUUCAUCGCUCUAAUGCAAAAUUUCCUGUAAUUUUUUGCUCUAAACAAGAUUAUUCUCCAUCUGGGCAUACUUUACUGCGUGCCGUUGCAUCAGAUUCUAUUUCUGGUGUGCGUCAGCAAGAAAGGAUGGAGAACGUUGAAGAGGGUAUAGAGAAGGUUAUUUACGGGUGCCGUUUCUUCGCAAUUCUAGCUGUUUGGGGGUCUCUGGUUGGAUCUUUUCUUUGUUUUAUCAAGGUAAAUAUCACCAUUGAUGACCUAAAAUAUUCCCUCUUUUUUUCUUUUAUCUACCAUUUGUUUAUAAUUUGGGCAAUCAUGGUACUUGUCCAGUUUUCUUGACUGUUUUUUUUU